AUGACUACCCUAUCACAACGCCCGCUCUCCCAGCUGGGUCCAAUACACCCACCCAAGCUCGGAAGUAUACGCGCUGAAGAGGUCCAAGCCAGGCAUGUCAAAAUCGAAGUUAAAGAUCCGCUUGAUCAUGAAGCACCAGCUAUUCUCCAUGAGCCACGCGACUACGACGCCGCCGAGGUGGGAAACGCAGCGGUGAUCCUGAUCAGUGGUGCAGGAGGCGGAGUGAGCGGACCAUCAGGGAUAUAUCCGUCUCUCGCAGACAAGCUCGCAAUCCUCACAGGAGUCCCCGUCGUCCGACUGGACUACCGCGUCCCAGCACGAACCCACUACUGUGUCCCAGACGUGCUCUCCACAAUGGACUGGCUGGAUGAGCAUUUCGAAUCCAGCCGGUUCGUUGUUAUCGGAUGGUCCUUUGGCGGCAGUCCCUGCUUCACCGUCGCAGCACAAGAGCCCAAGCGAGUCUGGGGCGUGGCAACAGUGGCAACCCAGACCGCAGGGACAUCGGGGGUCAGCAAGCUGAGCCCAAGGCCCUUGCUCUUGCUGCACGGAAGCGGCGAUACCUGUCUCUCGCAUGAAUGCUCCGAGUCUCUAUAUCAGCAGUACGGGCCUUCGGGAUACCGAGACAUGAAGAUAUUCAAGGGGGACAACCAUGGGCUGACGAUGCAUGCGCCCGAGGUCGAGGGUUUACUUUUUGUAUUUACUGCCAGGACUCUGGGACUCGAGGAACAAUUGACAGCAGCGUCAGUCAAGAUUGCGCAGCAGGACUGGGCAGGGAGUGAGGGCGAGCGAGUGAAGGAGAUGGAGCAGGGGCACGAUCUGGAGAACGAAGCCCUGAACCGGUGA
Aspergillus puulaauensis is the source of this 843-nucleotide messenger RNA. RefSeq lists its product as uncharacterized. NCBI's taxonomy places the organism in Eukaryota, Fungi, Ascomycota, Eurotiomycetes, Eurotiales, Aspergillaceae. The transcript has 2 exons. Bases 1 to 843 code for a protein of 280 amino acids. The record is from RefSeq and is a predicted model, not a curated record.